Molecule: messenger RNA, 745 nt
Organism: Aspergillus pseudotamarii
Lineage: Eukaryota; Fungi; Ascomycota; Eurotiomycetes; Eurotiales; Aspergillaceae
Exons: 1
Coding region: 187-567 (126 amino acids)
Source: RefSeq, a predicted model, not a curated record
AUUAUGAAUAGCAAUCACCGCCUCUACUCCACGCAUGGGUUUCUUCAUCUUCCUCAUCAUCGCCUUCCAAGUCUUCUUGGCAGUCUCUUACAUCGUCUACAAGCGCCGCCGUGCAAACAUGCCCAAGAAAUUCCUCUAAACUGAAAACAACACCCCACAAGACUAGACUUGGAAAUUACCCUACACAUGAUACGCAAUAUUCGUUUCACCAUCCUCAAUUUCAUGUCUCAACUCCACAGACAUGAACACGGAAUCCCAAGUCCACGAAAGUCAUGUAGUAACGCGAACUUUGCAUCGACUUUGCACUGCUCCUCAUCUCUAUUUCGGCGUGUAUAUGCUUUGAAGACUUUUGUUUGGAACUCGCGAUGUAGUCUUGUUGUGUUUUGUUGUAGUUUUUUUUGGGUCGUUGUAUAUCUAGAUUUAUUCCUAUCUGUUGUAUUCUGGAAAUUGUGUUUUUUUGGGGCUUGUAAGAUUGCGGACUGCAGAUCACUAUCAUUGACCAGUCUGAAAAGAUUCUGCGACAUAAAAGCUCUACAGAGGAAACAGAGAAGAAAAACACACCAAUGAGAAUGCUAAAAAUCCCACCCUCCAUGCCUUGCCAAAUAAUGCGAGAUAGAGAAAUCUAAAAUAUCGUACAAAAAGGAUAUGUAUCCACUUUGGUUGUGUGCGGCGUAUGCCUCAAACCAACCAUCACUAGGAACUAUAAAAUGAGAAGUAUGGGAUAUUGGAAGUCUGCCGAAACAAC